Molecule: messenger RNA, 1961 nt
Organism: Cimex lectularius (bed bug)
Lineage: Eukaryota; Metazoa; Arthropoda; Insecta; Hemiptera; Cimicidae
Product: HORMA domain-containing protein 1-like
Exons: 10
Coding region: 231-1877 (548 amino acids)
Source: RefSeq, a predicted model, not a curated record
AAUUAAUUAAUAGAAGCGUUAUAGUUUGUUUUAAGUGCGUGUGUAAAUGAUAUUUUAAACGUAUUAAAUGUUGGCUAGACUGGUAGUUAGGGUUGGCACAGUCAUCUCGGAUGUUUACGUUCACAAAUUCGAAUUAUUUUACCUUGGUGAUUGGUGGAAAUGUUCAACUUUAUCAUUAAUAUUUCAAAUAAAGAACAAGAUAAUAUUUAUUAGAGGUUAAUUUUUAAAAAAUGUCAUCUCAGCAAAACCUACAGGUCCAACUUAAAAAGACUGCAUGUGCAGAAUGGGAAUCAUUUUUUCCAAUGUCGUUGAAGACAUUUUACGAUUCAAAAAUUUUUGUCAAAUAUGUGACCGGUGUGGCUCUCUCGUGCAUAACGUAUGUGCGGAACAUAUUUCCAGAAAAUGCUUACACCGAGAAAGACCUGGAGGGGCGAAAGAUCAAAGUGCUUGCCGGUAACCACGAGUGCCAGAAAGCAUACUUGCUCACCAGAUACAUAAGGAGUGCCCUUGGCGAAGUCGACAGCCAAUAUAUGAGAAAGCUUGUUUUGGAGAUCCUGACUACUAAUGGAGAGCCUAUCGAGUUUUACGCUAUCACAUACAACUAUGAAAAGAAGACAUCCUGCACUUUAACAUUAAGCAAAGACCAUAGCAUAAAUUGUGAUGACUCAGAUGCUAAAAAGACCACUUCUGAAAUAUUAAAAGCUCUGCUUGACUUGACUGAAGAUUGGGGUCCGUUGCCUAAAGUGUACACAUUGCAACUCAGAAUACUAUACUACGAAGACAAAAUACCUGAUCAUUACACACCACAUUAUUUUGUGGAUGAUCCUCCUUUGAACUGGCUAAAUGUCCCUAAGAUAAAAAGGAAGAUUAUAGGAAAGGUGAAUACAAGCUAUCACACUUUUUCAAUUGAAGCUGGUACAGUUGUAGACGUCAAAAAAGAAGAGUUCCCUAGGCUCUCUCAUAGGAAAGAGUUGCAAAAUUGUUUAAAAGAACAGGAAAAAGAUAAUAUUAAGCCGAUAAAAAAAAGAAAAAAAGGAAAGUCGGAAGAUUCUAAAGAAACAGCGGCAUGGAAUUUUGCCAAAAUAAAAUGGCCAACUCCCAAGCUGAAUAUUCCAGUUCUCCUCGAAGAGACGACACAUUUUCCAAGACAGCAACUGUCCGUCAUCGAAGAGGAGAGCACGUUGGACAGUUCACCCAUUGGUGUCAAAGAAGAUGAAACAGACAAAGCGAGCUUGAAAAAGCAGAAAAUCAGUGAUAAAGAUGAUGAAGAUGAAGUCAUCCCUGGCUCACCUGUUUCUACAAAGUUCUCCCUCGAUAUAAGCUCAAAAAACAUCAUGAGCACUGAUAUAAGAGACUUGACAUUUGCAACUGAUUUAUCUUUCAGUGAAAACUCAUCAGCAUUUGAAUUGAAAAAAUAUUUCUCUCAACAAAUCAUCAAAAAUGAGUCCAAUGUUAGAUGUAUAUGUAUGAUUAAUUCAAAAGAUGAAGAAGUAUUUUUAUGCAUACAUUGCAAUAUGCUUCAGCAUUGUUUGUGUUAUAAAAUUUGGCCCAAUAGCAUAAAACCUGUGACAGGGUGUUGUUAUGUAUGUGCGAAGUCUGAUUCAAGUUUGAUUUGCACAGAUGUAGACCUUAUAGCAUACAAGUGUACUCAAUUAGUGAAUCUGACUAAAUAUCGCAGACUGAUCUAUAAAAUGCAGUGGUGUGACAAAAUCAGCAAGCAGAUUUUGUUGAAGGACUUUGAUAUUCCGGAGAAACUUAUAGAGCACAUCAUCAGCAAACUAUUAGAAGAAGGGUAUAUAGAACCGUCGCUGAAGGGUGUGCAUCCAAUCAACAAGAAUCAUUUACAGCAAAGCUUGCAGAAUUACUUCAGGCAUUGAAUUGUAAUAAUUUUAUUUCUAGGAAAAAAUUUAUAAUUUAAAAUUAUGGUUUGUAAAUAUGUAAGUGAAUUGGAAUCACCAGGU